This is a messenger RNA of Lynx canadensis (Canada lynx), 2503 nucleotides long. RefSeq lists its product as uncharacterized. The record is from RefSeq and is a predicted model, not a curated record. NCBI's taxonomy places the organism in Eukaryota, Metazoa, Chordata, Mammalia, Carnivora, Felidae. The coding region runs from base 712 to 1488 and encodes 258 amino acids. The transcript has 4 exons.
AUUAUAAAUGAAUGAAUGAGUAAAUAAAUAAAUAAAUAAAUAAAUUUUUAGGAGGCUGCUUACAAGGACUAGUACUUGGAACCAAAACAAAAGAUCAUUUAUCACGUUAGGUCACUGAAGAUAAAUUCCUUUUAGGCUCUGGCAAAACCUUUUAAAGAAAUACUCCCUCUUUCCUGGUACUCCUCAAACACCAGUAACACAAAGCUAUACCUCUCCAGCCCAGGCUCUAGGGAAAGAACUUCUUAUCAAGGGUGAAAAGAAAAACUUAGCUAACAAAGCAAGAAGGUUUGACUUGUCUCCAACCUUGAAAAUGACUUUCUGAAGAGAAGCAGUCUGGGAGCCUUCCAAACUGAUUUAAUUUGUCCUUUCAUCUCCUAACAGGAGGAUACAACUUUGCAAUUCCUUUUGGCAAGCAAGUAACAAGCCCUUGGCUAGGAAGAAAAAUACACUGUGGAGUCCCUGCCAUCAGCCUUAUAACUCUUCCCCCCCCCCCCCCCCCACUCCAGCCUUAAAGAAGACCUGACCAAGAAAAAUGCCACCGAUGGAGGGAGUGGGCUCAGGUAUAUCAAACAGAAGAAGGAAAAGCAAACAAAUCACACAAAAUCCAGCAAGUCUCACUUUGAAAAGCACACAGAUUCCCACUGAGCCAGUAGCCAAGUCAGAAACCUGUUGCAGCCUGAGUACAAGUUGCUGGGGAAUUGCAAGAUCCCCAUGAGCCAGGAAGGCUGUUCCCCCUGCCAAGGCUCCCUCUCUCUGAGGAACUCUCCGAAUUACAGCGUAAGUGAGGAAAUUGCAUUUCUGAGUUCUGAUACGGUGCUGCAGACAGUCCCAAGCACUCUCUUCUGGCAGAGAGCCGUCAGCAGCUGCAUUUUGAGGAGCACAGUCGGGCGGGUUAAGAAAACUGGUCCAAAAUCCAAUCGCCAGCCGGCCCAGCCAUCAGGGAGCCCUUCUAGAAACGCGGACGGUGCCCAAGUCCCCAUUUUUUCGACUGCAGAGGAUCGAUCUUCAAGUGUGAUGGGUUCAAUACUACGUCCUCCCCCACGCCCCCGGCCAGCCUUACUCUUGCGCUACAAGUGUCCCUCCAGCAAAAAAAAUGGGAACAUGGGGACCUGCAUACUCUGCUCAGAACCCUCGCCUGCAGCCCAACGUGCCCUAACAACAAUGACAGGUGCUUACGCGGAGACCACCUUCCCGUUCAGGAUUUCCGCCGGUGCCAUGGCCUUUAUCAGUCCGCUGCCCACGAUGGACACCACCGAAACUGAGGAUCCAGUAGCUCCACUGGCGCGCUGGCCAGCACAACCCACGUGCUUAGCGACCACCCCCGGAGAUGAUGCUACUGCGCCUGCGCCACCCGCCCCUCCCCCCUCUCCGGCCCCGUCGAUGCGCAUGCGCGGUCCGGAAGGCCCUAGGCACUUCUGUAGUGAAGAGCCGGGAUUUGGACUUCCGAAAGCCCCGGAAAGAUGGAUGAACUCGGUGAUGAGCGACUAGAGGAAAUGAUUGGCUGGUGGAAGGCGUAGUUUCAGAUUGCGCCUUCGGGUGGCGCGGGGAACUGUCCGAAGUGGGGUCUGGCCUCCAGGCCAGCUCUCCGUGGGCGGAGCAGUGGGCGGAGUCGGAGGGGCGAUCUCGCGGGAGAACGGUUUCGCGCGCGCGGGAGUGAGGCGGGUGUCUGGGGCAGGAUUGCUCCCUGGGGAAGGUGUACCCCGGGGGUUGAAGGCGCGUGGCUUCCCCGGGAGAGUUCCGCCGGUCUCCGCGCGGGGUACCUGGUGGGGCGCAGGGCUGGCCUGGGGCGGCUUCUUCUCGCCCACCGGCGCUGUCAGACUGGUGUGGGGCUUCCAUCCCUAUUCUGAGUCCGAGGGUCCGAAUAGCGCCCGUAACCGUUUUGAAAUCUCCUACUCAGCCAAGGUCGAAGCGCUCUGGGUGAGACCCCCUCUGAGCUGAAGCGCCGCCAGUCCCCAAGAGGCUGGGGUAACCUCGGGGUCGGUCAGUGCAAGCAAGGAGGGUCGUCGGCUCAGCAAGCCUAAAUUUUGUCAGCUCCCCCGCGAAGAUCUAGGGUUGGAGGGGACGGACGCUGCUUGAACUAGGCGCCAAGUGACCCACGGAGUGGACACUCCCUCCCCCGCAGGCUCCACUCCGGAAGCGGGAUGGGGCGUUUGUCCGCUCAGCUCUAGAAACUAGCUGCGUUCUUACCGUGCGGUCAUCCCGGUGUAGCUGUAAAGUUAAGUUGUUCAGAUCACUUCCUUUAUUUUUUACCCCCGGUUUUACUGAGAGAUAAUUAACAUACAAUCCAUGUAAGCUUAAAAUGUAGAAUAAUGAUUUGAUCCCCGUGUAUGUUAUGAAAUAAUUACCACAAGAAGGUUAGUUAACAUCUCCAUUCUCACAUAAUGACAGUAGUUUGUGUGUGACAAUAACAUUUAAGGUUUACUCCCUUAACUUUCAAGUGUAUAAUACAGUAUUGAUGGUUGUUGGUUGUAGUCACCAUGCUGAACAUUGGAUCCCCAGAACU